UGCGGAAACUUGGGAAACUUGGAUUGACCCGAACAACCAUGUCUAAUUCCCGCCCACUACGUACACCCAGCCUUCCACCGGCAGCACGCUACCGUCCGCGUCCAGCACAUGGCCUCAUUACACCGCGGGCGCCAGCACCUCGACGCUCCUCUGUUUCGGGGCUAGCCACUACUGGCCAGAAAGCUCAACGUUCCUCCAAGACAAUACAAAAACUCGUCCUCCUACCGUCUGCACCACAAACAAAGCCCCUACGAACAACUGUUUCCGAUGAUAUUCUGGGCUACGAGACCGACGCCGGUGUUGUUCGUGAAUACAAGUCAGCUGGCGAGCGCAUGAGCAAGGAGCAGAGAAAGCGUGCAGGAUACAAGAGAAUCACAGCGUAUUGCAUUGCUGAAGAACUGAGGAUGAAGUUGCUCGCGAGCUUUUUGAAGAGGGAACAUAAUGUCACGCCAAGAGUGUUUGACGAGGCAAUGUAUGUUAUGUACCACCUGCCGCUCCUUCCUGGGUACGGGCCUAAUACCAGCGUCCGUUCCUCCGCAGCGCCUGUCAAGGAAGCCAAGUCCCUCCAAAAACGCCUUGCCGAAGCGGAAGAAAAUGGUUAUCAGGGUUCAUAUUUUAUUCCUCAGGAAGAAGUACCACGGACUUCGGAUGGUUACAUGACGUCUGGAUCUCAUACAGAAUCUCACCGGCCCCCAUCCCGUCCUGAAGUAGAAUCUGAGGCCGAAGGCGAAACGGAGUGUGUAGAAGAGGGUGAGGGUGAACGGUACAGCGCGAACGGAAGCAGUCAGGAAAUAAAGGAGAGGGCAGAGGAUGAGAGACACGAGCAGGCUGAGGUGAAAGAAGAAGACCGUAUCGCGGAAGUGGUCUUCUUUGCUUAUGGCGUUGCGGUCUUCUUUGGACUAGACGAAGGGCAAGAACGGGCUAUUAUCGAGGACAUCAGUAACGCGGGUAUUUUGAAACGAUCGAUGAAAGAAGACGACUGGGAGAUCGAGGAAUGUCAUUUUGCGCAUGAUCCAACUAUCUCAUACCCACGUAUAUAUCACGAUUUCUUCACGUUCAAGUCACCUUCUCAUUUGCUCAAACUGUCUGUUGCGCAUGCCCUCGCCCAGUCUACGCUCCUCGCACACUACGAGUCUGUCGCCUCUUCUGUGCUUUCCUCCCCCAGCACCGUAUCGAUACCAAGGCAGCUCGCAUCCUCUGGCGCCAUCAACCUCAAACGCCGUGAUGCGAUGAGGCUCACAGGCAAGUUGUUCAAGCUCAGACGCGACGUAAAUCUUGUGAGCAAUGUCUUGGACGUCCCAGAGUUGUUCUGGAGCGAGGCAAGUCUGGGAGGGUUGUAUGAAGCUGUACGAGAAUACAUGGAAAUUGGAGAACGUGUACAAGUACUGAAUGAGAAACUCGGAAUGGCGAGCGAAUUUCUAGAUGCUAUACAUGAUCAUUUGAACAACAAUGCAAUGGAACGGAUAACGUGGAUUGUUAUUUGGCUGAUCGUGGUCGCACUCCUAGUGGAGUUGGGCGAAGUGGUCGCACGGUUAAUCGUACAUGCAACAAUGGGUGAAGAGAAGGCAGAACGCAUAGCAUUGCGGGGAGGAGGUGCGCUCAGAGCCCUUUUCAAGAUUGCGUCACAACGAUAGACUUGGGUUGUUCAUCGGAACGGUAUGCAGUAACGAGAUUGUAAUUUUAAUUCAUAGCAAUACCUCGCUGGUCUUCAAUAAUGUUUUUCAGCCCCUUGAGGAAUACAAGCCCUGGGUCGAUUCAUGCAUAACCUCUUACCUCUUGC
Molecule: messenger RNA, 1780 nt
Organism: Suillus clintonianus
Lineage: Eukaryota; Fungi; Basidiomycota; Agaricomycetes; Boletales; Suillaceae
Exons: 8
Coding region: 39-1634 (531 amino acids)
Source: RefSeq, a predicted model, not a curated record